CACGGCCCGAGAGUGCGCCGGGCAAAGCCUUCCGGCGGGGAGAGGCGGCGGGGCCGGGCCGGGCCGGGCCGGCGGGGACAGCGCGGGAGGCGCCAUGGCGCUGCCCGGUGGAAAUAAGGAUAACAUCAGAGCUGGAUGCAAGAAAUGUGGCUACCCUGGUCAUCUGACAUUUGAAUGCCGAAACUUCCUCCGAGUGGAUCCUCAAAGGGAUAUCGUUUUAGAUGUUAGCAGCACUAGCAGUGAAGACAGUGAGGAAGAAGAACUACAGAGAUUGCAAGCCAUGCGUGAAAAAAAGAAUUUAAAUGAGGAGGAGGAAAAAAAGAAACAAAAAAGAAAAAGCAAAGAAAAACCAAAAUUAAAGAGACCAAGGAAAAGGUCUUCCUCAUCAAGUGCUGCUGACGAGGAUAGUCCAAAGCCGAAAAAACAAAAAUCACACAAGAAGGAAAGGAAAAAGGAGAAGAAGAAUAAAUCUAAAAAAGGAAAACAUCAUAAAAAGGAAAAGAAGAAGAAACACAAGGAAAAAAGUUCAUCUUCUGACAGUUCAGACAGUUCUAGUAGUGACUAAUGUGCUGGCCUAUUUUUGCUGUCACUUCUGAAGUGGGAUAAUUUUCCUGUUAAGUCUAAACUAUUUAUGCUUUGCAAUGCUGUUGUUUUAAAAUUAUGUAUAUUUUUUUGAAGAAAUCUAUUUGGAAAUGUUAGUGCUUCAAAUAAUUAAAUGAAACAUUUUUUUAAAAUAUCCUCUUCUAUUCCCAGUUUAUUAGAAUUCAACCAUGCAAGUUGAACUAGUUUUUCAACUUAGUUCAGUUGUGAUUGGUUGUGUUUUUAAUCCUUUACAUUAGGAUGUAGCAGACUUCAGUUUGCAAGUCUUUGCGUCAGAAGAUUUGGAUGUAAAUAUGCUUAAUGUUGGAAUGGUUAAAUCAAAUUUAGAAAUAUUUGAAUGAUUUUUUAAAAUUCCUUUGAUGUAUAUGUUUUGCAUAACAUUUUCUAUUUACACAUACUGAUUGGUAAGUGCAAAUAUGAAAUAGCAUUCAGGUGCAGAAGUGGAGAAGGAAGGGGCAAUGAGAAACUAAAAGUCUGCUCCUUCAAAAUAACCUGAAAUCGAUCUGCUAAUAGAUUUUUGAAACGUGUGAUUACAACUUUUUUUUUUGGCAAGAUCCCUGUGAGCAAAUUGAAAACAAACAAAAGUAAGCAACUAUCAAUUUUGAAGUCCUUUCCUUCUGCCUAGGUUCUGUUCUUUUGCAAUUGCAGCCACUUCAUCUAUAUGAGAUAGAUUAUGAAAUACCAUUUCUUAACAGUAGAUGACCAUCCAGCAAGAUUAUUUACAAAAUUCUUAGUACUAAAUUAAGACAGUAUGCAGUUGUUGAUAACUGCAUGAAUCUAAACAGCAAAUUUGAAGACUAAAUGAAAAACCUUGAAGUCUCUUUUCAUUCUAAUAAAACUCCCAUAUUUCUCUUGUGGGAGGUGAGCAUCUAUCAUGUUGAAGUUUGUAACAGCUUACCAUUUGCUGUCAGUAGUCUUUAAGCAUGUCAAAAUUUCACGAUUAGAUACUUUGGUGUCCAAUUCAUACCUUGUACCCCAGUAGCAUACAGCUGGUAGCACUGUAGCACUUCCAUCGCAAUUAGGCAUAUAGCUGGUAAGUCUCACGGGGAUCAAGAGAUGAGGAAGAGCAACAUUUAAGCUUUCUUAACAAUGAUAUCCCUUGCCUCUAGAUCUAACUCCCUCCCUCAAACUUGUAUGUCCCAGAUGAGUAUUCUUUAUCAUUGGCAAUUUUUGAACAGCUCCACUUGCACUCUAGGUGCUGUGGUAGGGAACAUUAAAGACAAAAUACUCAUGGAAGCCACAGAAGAACAAAGCAAAAUAACUGCUAACCUCCUCCAUUGAUAUAUCAGAGGAUGGCAAGAGUGCUUGCAUCUGCUCUUUUCUUACUGGUUUUGGUCUGGUCUCUAACUUUCAUUCAUACAUCAUGCCUUCUGGGAUAAUAUACCUAAAGAAAGACUAGACUCUUUCAUAAGUUAAUGACUUUACAUAAGAUUAAAAAGCAUAGUGUAAGGAACAUUUUUUUAAAAUAAGUAAUAAUGUAAAGGCUUCAGCCACCGUGUUCACUCUUGUCUUAGUGCUGCUGUAACUUAAUAGAGCCUAUUUUUAAUCAGGUCAGUUCUCUAAGUCAGUCAUUCUGUGGAGGGCAAUGGGAGUUUUGGGCUACUUAAGCCAGUACCGUUAACAAAGGAAAUGCUUAAUUAAGACACAACUCUUCUACUUCUACCCCUCCGCCUCCCCACCCCCCCCCCCCCAAAAAAAAAAAAUU
Molecule: messenger RNA, 2305 nt
Organism: Anas platyrhynchos (mallard)
Lineage: Eukaryota; Metazoa; Chordata; Aves; Anseriformes; Anatidae
Gene: SREK1IP1
Product: SREK1 interacting protein 1
Molecular function (GO): zinc ion binding; nucleic acid binding
Source: RefSeq, a predicted model, not a curated record